Messenger RNA from Cladocopium goreaui, 4183 nucleotides. NCBI's taxonomy places the organism in Eukaryota, Dinophyceae, Suessiales, Symbiodiniaceae. The record is from the annotation of a GenBank genome assembly.
GGGGACUUUGUCGGACUUUGGGACUUGCCAUUCGAGGCCACCUGUCCGUUUGUACGGGCGUCCCAUCUCUGCAACCCUGACUCCAAAAUCAUCGAGGAAUAGAUUUGCCUUAGAGGCAGUUUUCCAGGCGAGAUGCCAUCAAAGAAGAAGCAAGAGGUGGAAACACCUGAGCCCGACGAAGCUGAGAACUCAGCUUCAGAAAGCGAGCCAGAGACAAAGAAGCCGGUUAAGAAGAGCGCCUUUGCGAUGAUGAUGGACUCUGAUGACGAUGAUGAGGAUGAGGAGGAAAAGUCCUCGCCUUCACCAAAGAAAUCUGAGUCUGGGAAGAAGAAAAAGGAGGACGUAAGCGAGGAAAUAGCAAUGUUCGGCGAGAAGAAGAAAAAGAAGAAGAAAGAAGCUACAGAUGAGAAGGAAGAAAAGGAUGGAAAGAAAGAAAAGAAAGACAAAAAAGAGAAGAAAGAGGGCAAGGAGAAGAAGAAGCGUGGCCCAACAGUCUGCGAGGUAACAGAAGUCUCUGCGGUCCCCAAAAAAGACAAGCUGAAACUCUGUAAGGUUGCGAUUAUCGUGGGAAUGGAUCCUGUGGAGAUUGUCACAUCCGCACCCAAUGUGACAGCUGGGCACAAGUUCAUUGCUGCACCACCUGGCUACACUACAGCAAAUGGAAUCGAGGUGAAGGUCGCCAAAGUUGGUGGUAUUGAGAGUGCAGGAAUGUUUUGUGGCCCGAAGGAGAUGGGUUGGGAUACCGACAUCCUUGAUGGUGACUUGGCCAUCAUGCUUGCAGAUUCUGCUGAAGUUGGCAGCCCAGCACCUCCCUAUGAGGAAGCCGUGGCAGCAUUCCAGCAACGAGAGAAGGAAGCCAAGCAAAAGCAAGAGGAGGAGGCAAAAGCAGCAGCCGCAGCAAGUGCAAAGGAUGAUAAGAAGGGAAAGAAGAAGAAAGGCAAGGCUGCAAAAGAAGCGGAUGAGGACCUGGAUGAGCUCCUGGCAGAAUUCAAGGAAGAUGCUCCUGCAGAACCCGCAGAAAAACCUCAAGAGGAGAGUGUCCCGACAGAGGCAGCCGGUGUGGCAGCCGGUGCAGGGGGCGCGGCAGGAAAGUCUGCAAGCCAGAAAAAGAAGGACAAGAAAAAAGGCAACAAAGGUACCACAGAUGCCGCAGACGACGACUUUGAUGCUGCACUGGAAGAGUACAAGCCUGAACCGGCAGAUGCGGCCCAACCAGAAGACCAAGACGAUAACAAAGCUGAAGAUGAGGGCCUCGAUGCCAAAACAUUGGCCAAUCGAAAGAAGAAAGAAAAGAAGAAGGCCAAGCAGCAAGAAAAGACUGGAGGUGAAGGCUUGUGGGCAACCGCUCCUGAAGAAGAGCAGGGUGAAAGCAAAGAGCCGGCAGCAGCCAGCUCGAGCAAAGAUGAGGCACCAGCCGCAGCAGCAAAAAAAGGAGCUAAAAAAGAAAGUGCGAUUGUGAAAGCGGCGCGCGAGCGUUUGGAACAAGAACAGAAGCUUGCUGAGGAGAAAAGAGCUUUUGAAGAAGCGGAGCGACAAAGAGUUGAAGAAGAACAGCGGCAGAUUGAAGAAGAAGAGAGGAAGAAGGAGGAGGAGAGACAAAGGAAGAGGGAUCACAAAGCUGCCAAGAUAGCAAAGCAGAAGGCCGAAGGGACAUACUUGACCAAAAAGCAGAAGGAGCAGGCCAAGCGUGCUGCACAACUCCGUGAACAGUUUGGGUACAACAUGGGAAAGGAUGAAGAUGAAGAGGCUGAAGAGGAAGCGGAAAAGCCACAGAAGAGACCAAUGGCGACGAAAAAGAAGAAGAGGCCUCAGCGCAUGCAGGAGACAGAGGAGACCGCUGAGAAGGAGACUGAGAAGCUAGAGGAAGAGACAAAGCCUGAGCCUGAGGUUGAGAAACCGACGCCAGUUGAGGAAACGAAGGAGGAAGAAGAUGAUGACGACGAUUGGGAGAAGAAGCUAGAGGAAGAAGCGGAAGAGAAGUCCCCCAAAGCGGCUGAAGCUGAAGCUGCAGAGUCAGACGAUGACAAAGACAGCGACAGCGAUAGCGACAGCGAUAGCAGCAGCAGCAGCAGCUCUUCGAUCACGCCUUUGCGUUCUCCGGUGAUUUGUAUCAUGGGGCACGUCGACACUGGAAAGACAAAGCUUCUUGACAAGAUCCGAAGAACAAACGUACAAGAGGGUGAAGCUGGUGGAAUCACGCAACAGAUUGGUGCAACCUUCUUCCCAGAUAUUGCCCUGCAAGAGCAGACGAAGAAGGUGGAUGAAGACUUUGACUUGGAGGUUCCUGGCGUCCUCAUCAUUGACACCCCUGGCCACGAGUCUUUCAACAACCUGCGUAUGCGUGGUUCCUCACUUGCUGACCUUGCCAUUCUGGUGAUUGACAUCAUGCAUGGCUUGGAGCCACAAACAGUUGAGUCGCUGGAGCUCCUGAAGAAGAGAAAAUGUCCCUUCAUCAUUGCCUUGAAUAAGAUUGACAUUCUGUACAAAUGGAACUCUAAGACUUACACAGGUAUUCAGGACGCUCUUGGCAGACAGGAAGACUCUGUGCGAGAGGAAUUCAGGACACGCUUCAACAAUGUGGUUCUUCAGCUCAACGAACGGGGUCUGAACUGCAACCUGUAUUGGGAGAAUCCAGACUACAGAACCGCUGUCUCCAUUGUGCCCACGAGUGCCCUCACUGGUGAAGGCGUCCCAGACUUGUUGUACAUGAUCUUGAAGUUGACACAGGACCUGAUGGUUGACAAGCUCGAAGUCAGAGAGGAGUUGGAGUGCACUGUCAUUGAGGUGAAGAACAUUGAGGGUUUAGGUACCACCAUUGAUGUGGUCCUGCUCAAUGGCACCCUAAAAGAAGGGGACACGAUUGUGCUGGCUGGCAUCGGAGGCCCCAUCGUUACAACCAUUCGUGCCCUGUUGACCCCGCAGCCUAUGAAAGAGAUGCGAGUGAAGAAUGAGUAUGUGCACCAUGCGCAGAUCAGCACGUCAAUGGGUGUGAAGAUUUCGGCCCCCGGCCUCGAAGAUGCUGUUGCUGGCACUGAAUUGCUUGUUCUUGGCCCUGAUGACGACCUUGAAGAACUCAAAGAGGAUGUGAGUGAAGGUUUUGAAAGCAUCCUGAAUGACUUUGAGAAAGAACCAGCUGGCGUUUACGUCAAGGCCAGCACUCUGGGCUCUUUGGAGGCUUUGCUCUCCUUUUUGCAGGACAUGAAGAUCCCAGUUUUCGAUGUUGGAAUCGGUGAAGUUCACAAAAGGGAUGUCAAGAAGGCUUGCAUCAUGAAGGAGAAGAAGCAUCCAGAAUAUGCCCUGAUCUUGGCAUUUGAUGUCAAGGUGAAUCAGGAAGCCCAGAAGCAGGCAGAUACUGAUGGGGUGACAAUUUUCACCGCGGACAUCAUCUACCACUUGCAGGACAAGUUCACAAAGUACAUGGAGAAGUUCCGAGAAUCACAGAAGACUGAGUCCAAAAAAGUGGCUGUGUUCCCUGUGGUGCUAUCGAUUGACAAACAGCACAUUUUCCGGAAGCAGGAUCCAAUCAUUCUAGGAUGUCAGGUGGUUGGUGGUCAGCUCCGGACUGGAACACCCAUAUGCAUCCCGGACAAACAAAAUCUGGUGAUCGGUCAUGUGGCUGGCAUUGAGAACAACAAGAAAACAGUACAACUGGCUCGCCGAGGUGACACUGUAUGUGUGAAGAUCGAACAGACUACAGCUCAAAAUCACAUCAUGUACGGACGGCACUUUGAUCACAACAACCAGUUAUACUCCCAGAUCAGCAGGCAGAGCAUUGAUACCUUGAAAGAACAUUUCAAGGAUGAGAUGAAAAAAGAAGACUGGGAGUUGAUCAUCGGGAUGAAGAAAGUCUUCGAGAUCCAGUGAGUGCAGGAGUGAAUUGCAGGUCUCAUUGAUCCUGAAACUUGUGGCUACUCAGACUUGGCAGGUGAAUAGUGGCAGGCUUCAGACCAACUCAACUUAGGACUUUACAAUACUUGAUAUAUGUACGUAGUAUUAUGAAUUAUGAUGUAUUCUGUAUUUGAACGUAUUCGGAUGUGCUUAGACAGCUUUGAAUCAUAGUGGAGAAAGAUGGAGACAGCAUGAAAAAGCCACAUAGUGGCGACGUUUUCUAUCACCAGGCUGUAAGACUUGCACGGCCUCAUACGACCUGUACAGAAGCGCCGUGAAGCGGUUGGUGAAACUA